AUGUCUGCGAAAGAGGGACCUGCGGAUGUACCAAAGUUGGCACCAGACCUUGAAAUCGUUGGAGAUCAGGUCAGAAUCCAACCUACUGGGUUCACGGCCGGGCUCGAGAGAACAGAUGGCGUUACUGAGCGACGAUUGAUGCACCAGAUGGGCAGAUUUCGAGAAAACCCUUUUGAUUUCUUCCGUGAAAUCAGCCUCUUCGUGUCAGGUACCGGGUGGCGUGCAUACGAUGAUUUCAUUGGCCAGCCUAUUUUCUACUCUGGCUUCUCUGAGAAGAUGAAAUCUUCGGUAGCUAACCACUCCGCGCUUGUUGGCAAGAUCGAAGAGCUAGCGGAGUUCCGGGUCAAGACCGAGGAGAAGGAAGGCCUGCUGAAUGUUACAGCGCCGGCGAGUUCUAAUGGAGGGCCUAGUGUCGAUGCGCGCGCCAGGAGAAAGGAGGAGAUCGCGGCUAGCUUGCGUGAAGUAGUUGAUACCAUGAUGGAUAAUAUGAUUUGUAAGAUGGAGAGCAAGUCUUUUAUCCGGGGAGCUUACUACAUUACGACCCAAGCCCUGACCAGGGCAUACCACCAAGGAAUCCACGUUUCUAGCGAGGAGGUGCUGCGGCUUAGGAAAGUCGCCGAGGAAGCAGCAAAAAAGAAACAGUCCAUUGUGUUCUUGCCCUGCCACAAGUCUCAUGUUGACUAUGCAUCUCUUCAAGUUAUAUGCUAUCGUCUGGGGAUUGCGCUUCCUGUCGUUGUAGCUGGUGACAACUUGAACAUCCCAUUACUUGGGAGCUUCUUGCAACACGCAGGUGCUAUGUGGAUUCGGCGCAAGUUUGGAAACGAUCCAUUAUACCAUGCUCUUGUUCAAGCAUACAUUGAUACCCUUCUAAGUAACGGUCAUAAUUUCGAGUGUUUUGUCGAGGGUGGUAGGUCUCGAACAGGCAAACUCUUACCACCAAAGUAUGGUAUUCUUAGAUAUAUUUUGGACAGUGUUGGUUCUGGCCGUGUGGAGGACGCGCUUAUAUGCCCGGUCAGCACUCAGUACGACAAAGUUAUCGAAACUGAAUCUUACAUCAGCGAGCUUCUCGGUCAGCCGAAACAAAAGGAGAACUUAAGAGACUUUAUUUCAGCUUCUUCCGUCCUCUCGCUAAAACUUGGCAGAAUUGACGUUCGAUUUCAUGAACCGUGGAGUUUGAAAGACUUCAUUACUCAACAGACUACCAAAAUACACCAGAUGCCAUCUGAGCGAAACCUCAUGGCAAAUGUUAGCCAGGAGGAACGUUCACGAAUCCUUCGCACUUUUGGAUAUCGCGUCCUUUCUCAGAUCAACGAUGCCUCAGUUAUCAUGCCCACUGCACUUGUAGGGACAGUCCUUUUGACAUUGAGAGGCAGGGGUGUCGGCAAAGCCGAACUAUCCCGACGAGUAGAUUGGCUAUGUCAGCGUGUCAAGGAGAAAGGUGGACGGGUUGCGCAUUUUUAUAGAGCCCCGACUGCACAGGUUGUAGAGCGUGCUCUAGAGGUUUUAGGUCCGAAGCUUGUUGGGAGGACGGUUGGUCUUGCGGAAGAGACGUUCCAUGUCAUUGAUCGAUUCCAGCUGUCUUUCUACCGAAACAUGACCAUCCACCUUUUCAUUCCUGAGGCUUUGGUAUCUGUUGCCCUUUAUAGCCGGGUCAAGCAAGGUGGGGGGCCAUCCAACCAACAGAUUUCUUAUGAUGAACUUCUUACCCGGGUAUCAUUCUUAUCACAACUGUUCCGAGGCGAGUUUAUAUUCCCUCCAGAAGGUCUAACGGCCAAUCUUGAGAAGACGUUGCAUGGCCUGGAACGAGGAAAUGUGAUCAAGGUUACAAAGGAUGGAUUGAAUGUUCCUAAAAUGAUCGAGCUUAGCGAGCAUGAGAGGAACUGUGGCCGUGAAAACUACGAUUUCUACUGCUUCCUGCUGUGGCCGUUUAUAGAGGCGUGCUGGCUGGGAACAGUUUCCCUUAUUGGUUUAACACCACCGCUCACAGACCCGGCCAAUGUCUGGGUUGAUAUGAACAAGGCACAAAGCAAUGCUCAAUUGCUUGGAAAAACAUUAUAUUACCAAGGAGAGCUUUCUUAUAUUGAAGCUGUCAACAAGGAGAUUUUGAAGAACUCUUAUCAACGGUUUGAGGAAGAGGGCAUCAUCAUCACUGCUAAGAGUAAGGAAUCCCGCGAACCACCGACGAUGCGCCUCUCACCUGAAUGGACCCCCAAGCGGGAUCCCGAGACAGACAAGUUGCUUCCACAAGGGAAACUGUGGGAGUUUAUCCGCAUGAUUGCCCAAUCGCGCCGUGAAGGAAAAAACCGACGUGAUGGGGAAACCAUCUCUUCUCGCGUUCUUGAGCUGAGCGAGACCAUGGGAAGAACCCUCUUCCAGAGAGCCAAGCCAGUCAAGCCGGCCUCUGAUGAUGGAGAAGUUGAACUAUCCUCGCAGAUACAAAGACGACGAGCAAUUGACACAGCAUCAAAGCUGUAA
Messenger RNA from Microsporum canis CBS 113480, 2475 nucleotides. Its product is annotated as acyltransferase. Lineage: Eukaryota; Fungi; Ascomycota; Eurotiomycetes; Onygenales; Arthrodermataceae. Bases 1 to 2475 code for a protein of 824 amino acids. The record is from RefSeq and is a predicted model, not a curated record. Gene Ontology annotation, cellular component: mitochondrial membrane. The transcript is spliced from 6 exons.